GGCCCUGUAACUUUAAACCUGCUCUGAGCUCAUAGCUUUCCACACUGGCCAAACAGACGAGAGGGCGGUCCUACUGUUCCUCCCUCCCGGCGACCACCUUAUGCACCGCUGCUCCCUCCCCCGCUAGAAAGAGGCUCCGCGGGCUCGCUGACUGAACUUUUCUCAGCAAGUUUGGUUCCCGGAACGCUCUGCCUGCGCUCUGGCUCUGUCUCUCUGCGGGAGGCAGGGACCCACCCAGCAGGGGAAUCCUCGGAGGCCGGACGCUCCCCGACUCCCCCCUCCCCGGCUCCUCCCCCCCCUCCCCCUCAGCCGGUCGGAUUUGGACUAAUCCGAGCUGGAGCCCGGACCGGUUUGGACUCCUGAAAGAAAGCAUCCCCACGUCCUGCGCUCUCCAGGCAGAACAUGUGGCAGUUUCAAAUCUUGCUGCUCGUUUUAGGGGGCUCGCCCUUCUGGGUGAUCGCGCAGGAAGACAGCACAGUCUUCCCAGAAGAUGCCGUGACCACAGUAGACUCCAUUGAUGGGAAAUACUAUCCCUCUGAAGAUGCACCUACUCUGGUGCCCACAAGAACCCUAAGAACUUCCCACACCCCAAGAAUUGAGGACGAACCUACUCCAGAGCCCACAGUCUACACCAGAGAGAACUCCACGAAUUCUAGGGUUGUAACUGACCAUCCAAGUGAGAAAGUGGGUGGAGAGACAAAGACAACAACUGAGAAAGGAGGUUUGGAGACUGUAACAUUAGUGGGAAUCAUUUUGGGAAUCGUGAUCGCCAUUGGUAUCAUUGCUGGAAUCAUCAUUGCAGUAGUGAGGAAAAUGUCGGGCAGGUACUCGCCAUAGAUGACUGGAGAAUUAUGUCCUUCUGCCAACUAUUUUAUUUUUUAAAGAGAGAUCCUAUUUUAGCUUCCUGUGCCCAUGUGAGAAGAUGAUCCAUGGAAGAGCUGCUCCUCCAGUUCUAAAUCCAUGGUGAUCCAAAAACUCUCCAAGGGUUCCUGAGCUGAAAACAAGAAGGCUCCUACAGCCUGUGAUUCCAAAUCUAUCUUAUUUUGAAAUCAUUUUUUAUUUUUAUAUAUACACUUUGUAAAAGUAGGUGACAUGGCUAAAAAAAAAGCUAACAGUGGAUAGGAAACAAGGAAACAAUGAUUGAUGCGUCCAUACGCAACCAAAUAGCAGCAUGCGAGUCUAGGGUGCUAGAAAGUUGUUGAAUUUGGAAUUUGGAACCCCGACCAUUUUGCCAUCGAAAGCAAAAAGGAAUGUGGAAAUAUUGACGUUCACUCUACUCAAGUUGUACUGCUUGUAAAUGGGUCAUUGGGUCAUAAUUCUAGAACCAGAGAAAUACUUGUGGGGUCAGUGGGGCAGGAUGGACAGAGCCCUGUUUUUGUACCCUACCUCUGAUACUCACUAUGUGACCAUGAGCAAAUGACUUCAUCUUUCUAAACUUCAGUUCCUUUAUUAAAAUGAGAGAAUAGAGUCAUAGACUUAGAAAGCAGGAGGCAUAAAGGUCACCUAAUCCAACUUAAUCAUUUUACAGAUGAAGAAAUUGAGGUCAACUGAAUUUCCCAAGUUAAUGUUUACCUAUAUCAUUGACUAAGGCAGUUGUGAGGAUCAAAUGAGAAAAUGUAGGCAAAUCAUUUUGCAAACCUUAGAAAUGUCAGCAAUUAUUCUUAGAGGCUACCUAGCCCAAUCCCCUCAUUUCAUAGUGGGGGAACUGAGGCUCAGAGUGAUCAAGAGAGUUAUUCAAGAUCACAUAAAGUAAUAAGUGGCAGCUCUAGAAUUUGAAGCCAGGGGGGUUCCAAAUUCCAAAUUCAAGACUCUUUCCCCUGUACCAUGUUGUUUCCCAACAGGUGUUCUUAGAUUCUCUGGUGGGCUGAGGUACAUAAAACCUUAUAUUCCUUAUUCUUUAAAAUUUGGAACAAGCAGUGAUCAAAAAGCAUCUUAAGCCUUUGUGAUCUAAGGAACAGCUGUUUCUACUUGGUUGGAACAAAGUACUUCAAAGACUCCCUCAUGGAGUCAGCCUUUGGAGUUAGUAAACAGGAAAACCAUGAUUCUGGAAAGACAGUCCUUCCCCCAUCACUCCCCAAGGCCUCCUGGGCUGCUUAAGAAGCUUCUCCAGCAAGGAAUUGCUGGCCGAUGUUAUGAGCUGACUCCCUUCCACCUCUGUAUCUUUGAAAUGAAUGAGCCCAGGGUGGUUCUCCAGUUAAAGGAAGGUUGGCUUCUGAUUGCCUGCCAAUACCACAUCACUAUAACCCCUGUGAUCCUUAGCAUGUGGCCCUGCUGGGCUAGAUCAUACAUUGCAGCCACAAAGCUGCCAGUAGCUAACAUGACUCAAGCUUAAAAACAGUUUGCUACAUAUCUCUAAAACAUGAAGGACCCUUGUACUGGUGUACACUGUAAGCAGCAAAAUGUACUAGUCUUCCUACAUUUAUUUGCCUCCUUGACUUUUAUCACAUUGGAGAAAUGUAUGAAAUGGAAAAUGAGUGUAACGAGAGUCGAAUUUCAAAUAGCCGUAAGAUUUUAAAACACAUAAAACUCAAAUGAAAAAAGCUUUCCCAGUCCUUCAUUUGUUGACCUCACAUAUUGAGAAAUGAGUCAAAUUUCCUCAUUAGAACUCAUCAUCUCAGUACUGACAAAUGUAGCACACCCUUUUCUGAAGGUCAGUUGAGUUAUUUUUUUAAGACAUCCUUUUUCAUUGACACUCAUCUUGGAAUGACUGGAUAUAGUUUCAAACCUAGGCUCUUCAACUUGUCCAGUAAAUUGAUGUAGAAUGGGAAGUUUUUGCCUGAAAAAUUUAGCUUGUUCCUCUCCUAGGUUUUUGGUUUUGUGCCAACAUUUGGAUGUUAUUUUAUAUAAUCUACUCUGGGGUAAACCUAUCCAUCACCAACGUAUUACAAAUUAAGCACACAAGAGAUGGGAGCAGAUGCUCUAUUAAAGUGUGGUUGAAAGAAGAACUUAUAAACACUAUUUCUUUUGAGUUAUCUCCCUCUCCCCCACCCUUCACAUUUCUGGUUAGUGAUUUAUAACAAUUCCCUUAAAAUUUUUGUUUCCUACCACUUCUCCCUUCUUCUCUUCCCCACUCCGUGAAAAAAUAAAAGAGUCCAUCUCAAGUUAUACACUGGACCCAGUGCCUGCUGGGACAGGACAGUGGGUUUCUUAACACUGUUUAACACAGUGUAGAUAUUUUCAAAUAAAGCAAAUAGUUAUGUAUGGUG
This is a messenger RNA of Antechinus flavipes (yellow-footed antechinus), 3206 nucleotides long. RefSeq names its product podoplanin (gene PDPN). The coding region runs from base 403 to 837 and encodes 144 amino acids. Gene Ontology annotation, cellular component: basolateral plasma membrane; filopodium; apical plasma membrane. The transcript has 6 exons. The record is from RefSeq and is a predicted model, not a curated record. Gene Ontology annotation, molecular function: protein-folding chaperone binding; chemokine binding; signaling receptor binding. NCBI's taxonomy places the organism in Eukaryota, Metazoa, Chordata, Mammalia, Dasyuromorphia, Dasyuridae. Gene Ontology annotation, biological process: actin-mediated cell contraction; positive regulation of epithelial to mesenchymal transition; regulation of myofibroblast contraction.